This is a messenger RNA of Panicum virgatum (switchgrass), 1562 nucleotides long. Its product is annotated as LRR receptor-like serine/threonine-protein kinase EFR. Gene Ontology annotation, molecular function: protein binding. Bases 251 to 1417 code for a protein of 388 amino acids. Lineage: Eukaryota; Viridiplantae; Streptophyta; Magnoliopsida; Poales; Poaceae. The transcript has 4 exons. The record is from RefSeq and is a predicted model, not a curated record.
GUCGACCGCCGGCAGUUCAGGCUUCACCACCGGACACAAAAGCCAGAUUUGGAAUAAAGCUUACAUAUACAUAUCUGCAAGCCAGUUCAGUUAGUAACAACUUAAAUAAUAGCCACCCUGUAGUGGCUGGAAUUUAAUUUCCACUUUGUUGCUGAAUGAACAAAAGCAAUUCUCCUGAGGAAAGAAAACACUGAGUAAAAUUCAACAAAGUCGACAAGGAAAUCAAGAUCUCAAGUUCAAGGAAAUAACCAUGAGGGUUGCAGCAACCGUUCAGUUCCUGUUGGUGCUCAUAGCUUGCAGUGGGCAUGCUGUUACCUGUAGCUUCGCAAGUGGAAACGAAACAGAUCGGCUUUCACUGCUUGAUUUCAAGAAGGCAAUCAUUCUUGAUCCACAGCGGGCCUUGAUAUCCUGGAAUGAGAGCACACACUAUUGCCAUUGGGAAGGCGUCUUGUGCACAACGAAGAGUCCACUACGUGUUGUCUCUCUUGAUCUUACAAGUCAAGGUUUGCUAGGUCCAAUCUCUCCUUCGCUCGGAAACCUAACAUUCCUCACAAAUCUGUCUCUAUCUAACAAUAGAUUCACUGGACAAAUACCUCAAUCCCUUGGCCACUUGCAUCAUCUGCAAAGACUCUACAUGAGUAAUAACACGCUAGAAGGAAUCAUGCCUAAUUUUGGAAAUUGCUCCAAUCUCAAGGCUCUGUGGCUGAAUGGCAACAAUCUAGUUGGGCAGUUUCCUGGUUUGCCUCCUCGUCUUCAAGAGCUGAACCUUGCACGUAAUGAUCUCACUGGAACCAUCCCUUCUUCUAUUUCAAAUAUCACAACACUAUUAACGUUUAAUUGCAUGUUUAAUAAUAUCAAGGGAAACAUUCCGAAUGAGUUUGCAAAGUUCCCUAGCCUGCAAACUCUGCUUGUUAGUCGCAAUCAGUUGUCAGGUAGGUUUCCACAAGCCAUCUUGAAUAUUUCUACUCUUAUUGCCUUGGGACUUACCGGGAAUCAUUUAAGCAGUGAGGUACCAAGUGAUCUAGGUAGCUCUCUACCCAAUCUCCAAUCGCUUACUUUAGCUGGAAACUACUUUCAAGGGUGCAUCCCACCUACUUUGAGUAACGCUUCAAAUCUUAAUGCAAUUGACAUAUCAGCCAAUAAUUUUACAGGGGUAGUACCUAGCUUGUUUGGUAAACUUACUCAACUGUCCAUGUUGAAUCUUGAGUUGAAUAAACUAAAAGCAAAUAGCAAGCAAGACUGGGAGUUUUUAAAUAACUUAGCCAACUGCACUAAGCUACAAGCUUUGUCACUGGCGUUUAAUCAACUAAAAGGGCAGGUACCUAGCUCAUUAGGCAACCUGCCAACCUGUCUGUUCAGCUUCAGCGUUUAUACUUGGGAAAUAACCAAUUGUCUGGUGGUUUCCCUACAGGCAUAGAAAACCUACCCAACCUAAUAGUUUUAGGAUUGGAAAAAAACCAAUUUACUGGAAUGGUUCCUGAAUGGCUUGGAACUCUAAAAAACUUGCAAGGAAUAGACUUAGCAAGAAACAAGUUUUCAGGACCUAUUCCAUCAUCCCUUUC